GUAACGGAGAAGGAGGGAGACAGACGGAGAUCAAGCAAAAAUGGCCGAUCAACUCACAGAAGAGCAAAUAGCUGAGUUCAAAGAGGCGUUUUCGCUAUUUGACAAAGAUGGAGAUGGGACAAUCACCACGAAAGAACUGGGCACUGUCAUGCGCUCCCUGGGCCAGAACCCUACAGAAGCGGAGCUGCAGGAUAUGAUUAAUGAGGUGGACGCAGACGGGAAUGGAACAAUAGAUUUUCCCGAGUUCUUGACGAUGAUGGCAAGAAAAAUGAAAGAUACCGACAGUGAGGAGGAAAUCAGAGAAGCUUUCCGUGUCUUUGAUAAGGACGGCAAUGGCUACAUUAGUGCGGCUGAACUGCGUCAUGUAAUGACAAACUUGGGGGAGAAAUUAACAGACGAGGAGGUGGACGAAAUGAUUAGGGAAGCAGACAUUGAUGGAGACGGUCAGGUCAAUUAUGAAGAAUUUGUACAGAUGAUGACAGCAAAGUGAAAGCCUUGUACAGAAUUUCUUGUAUAAAAUAAUUUGCCUUUUCUUGUUUUUAAUUUCUGUAAAAUGUUUCAUUUUAAUUUCCCCCCUCAUCCUCUCCUGCUGUCCAAAGGAUCUGCAUGUAUACUAUAAGAUUUGAGUGCUCAUGCCUUCCCCCAACUCUUAACCAUUGUAAACGGUCUAUUCGAAGGAGCAAUUCUGGGACCAGGUGAUAACAUUUAGGCACAGAUAGAUACUGACUACGCACAGACAUCUUCUUCCCCUUCUGUUGCUCUGUCUGCCUGCCCACCUGACGAUCGAUGACAUCAAGGGUCCAGCUGACUGACAGUGUGGCGUCAUUUCAACAGUUUUGGCAUGAUUCUUUUUUCCACUCUUUUGGUUUUAUGUGGAGGUGCAACUCUGCAUGGACAAUGGACUGAGUUGAAAAAGAAAUGGGAAACGUCCUCAGCAUUGCACUAUUGCAACAUCAUUCAACUAACGGGUUUAUCGCCAGAUAUAUUCAUUCACUCUAAUCUUUUUGUAUUUGUUCUGUUCUUACUAUGCUUUUUAAUUAGUCACUUUUCUUUUGUAACUGCUUAAGGCACAGCCAUGCCUCAGAAUCCAUUCCAAGUUGUAUAUUUGUUUUCCAAUAAAAUUAACAAUUUACCCAA
Messenger RNA from Danio rerio (zebrafish), 1137 nucleotides. It is a transcript of the gene calm2b, whose product is annotated as calmodulin 2b, (phosphorylase kinase, delta). NCBI's taxonomy places the organism in Eukaryota, Metazoa, Chordata, Actinopteri, Cypriniformes, Danionidae. The record is from RefSeq and is marked provisional.